AAUGUUACUUGCUAUUGUUGUGGUGCAAAUGGACACUUUGCUUAUGCUUGUCCUCUAAAAAGAUUAAUAGCUCAAGGUAUGCCUUGUGAGCAAAAUGAAAAACAAAUGGUAUCUAGAUAGUGGAUGCUCAAGGCACAUGACGGGUGAUCCUUCACAAUUCUUAUCACUCAUGCCUUUGGAUGGUGGAACCGUGACCUUUGGUGACAAUGGGAAAGGAAUUGGUGAAAUUGGUAACAAAUCUAUUUCUUUUGAUGAUGUUUGGUAUGUGGAUGGAUUGAAGCAUAACUUGCUUAGUAUUAGUCAAUUAUGUGAUCGCAUGCUUAAUGUUGUAUUUUUCAAGUCUCAUUGCAAGAUUAUUGAUUCUAGAAAUGAUCAAGUGUUGUUUGUUGGCAAAAGACUUAAAAAUGUGUAUGUGAUUGAUUUGCAUGAUAUUGAUGCUAAUAUUUGUCUUACCUCUAUAUCUCAUGAUGAUACUUGGUUGUGGCAUAGAAGAUUAGGACAUGCUAGCAUGAGUGUUAUCUCUAAGUUAUUAAAGCAUGAUCUUGUUGAUGGCUUGCCUAAGGUGAAUGUAAAUAUUGAUAGUGUGUGUGAUGCAUGCAUGAAGGGUAAGCAAACUAGAGUUUCCUUUAAGACUAAGAAGUGCAUCUCUACAAAUAGACCUCUUGAGUUACUUCAUAUGGAUUUGUUUGGACCUAUGUGCACUCUAAGCAUUGGAGGAAAAUCAUAUGUGCUUGUUGUAGUUGAUGACUAUUCUAGAUUUACAUGGGUUGCUUUUCUUGCACAUAAAAAUGAUGCACUUCAUGCUUUCAAAUGUCUUUAUAAAAAGCUUCAAAAUGAGAAAAGUUUAACUAUUGUUUCUAUUAGAAGUGAUCAUGGGGGAGAAUUUGAAAAUAAUGACUUUGAAGAUUUUUGCAUUGAACAUGGUAUUGAUCAUAAUUUUUCAGCCCCUAGAACUCCUCAACAAAAUGGGGUGGUUGAACGGAAAAAUUGUACUAUUGAGGACAUGGCAAGGACUAUGAUUUGUGAGAAUGAUUUGCCAAAAUCCUUUUGGGCCGAAGCCGUUGCAACUUCUUGUUAUUUGUUGAAUAGAGUUAUGGUGAGGCCUAUUCUUAAUAAAACCCCCUAUGAAAUUUACAAAGGAAGAAAACCUAAGAUUUCCUACUUUAGAGCUUUUGGUUGUAAAUGCUUUGUCUUGAACAAUGGAAAGGACUCCCUUGGAAAAUUUGAUUCUAAAAGUGAUGAAGGCAUCUUUGUUGGAUACUCUACUUCUAGUAAAGCUUACCAUAUGUAUAAUAAACAUACUAAAGUUGUUGAGGAAUCUAUUCAUGUUGUAUUUGAUGUGACUAACCCUAUUUGCUUUAGAAAGUCUUGUAAUGAUGAUGAUGUAGAUGCCAUUGGAAAACAAAUAAAAGAUAUAAAUCUCAAGGAGGACAACACCAAGGAAGCUCAAGAUGAGAAAAAUGAGGAGGGCAAGCAUGAAGAAGUGCAACAAAAACAUGAGCUAAGAGAACCAACUUUCCCAAGAGAAAGAUCCUAUGUCAAAGGUAAUGAAAUUCUUGGGGAUCCAUCAAAAGGGCCGGCUAUGGAAGAAAAUAGAAUGUGCAGGAAACCCGUAGAGCCGGCUGCAGAAAUGGUGAACCGGCUGUACAGAGUCGGCUCUAGGAAGUUAAGCCAACUCUCCUGACAAUCCUGCAACUCGAGCUUUGCGUCCUGCAGGGCAUUUAAUGACCCCCAACGGCUAGAAAUGGCUAUAUUCGAGCAAGGGGCUAUAAAUAUGGUUGGUAACAGAUUUGAAGAAGUUUGGAGAACAUUAUAUUGAAUAUCUUUACCUACCAACUUGUGUUUUAACUAGAAAUUUUGAUCUUUGAGAGAUCUUUGUUUGUAAUCCUCUUCUUGUGCUAUUAGUGAGUGAUCUUGGGGGUGUGUUGAUUCCUUCAAGAGUGAUCUAUUAAGAGGAUUUGUGGGGUUUACAUUGUAAAGGGGUGAGGUUUGAAAGAAAUAUUCAUCUUCUUG
Messenger RNA from Rubroshorea leprosula, 2013 nucleotides. The record is from the annotation of a GenBank genome assembly. NCBI's taxonomy places the organism in Eukaryota, Viridiplantae, Streptophyta, Magnoliopsida, Malvales, Dipterocarpaceae.